GUUGACCCACGCUCAAGGCCGUUCAUCCAGCUCGCUUCGCGUGUCACCCUUAACCUGACAUCUCUGAUGUCAUUGUUGAAGCAUCAGGGUCCUCCUCCCCACCAAAAUCCCCUAAGCCCCUAGCGAACUGUGCUUGUUGCUGUCGACCCUAUUCAAAGUUUCCCCUUGCCGUUCCGCAAGAGGAAGCCGCCUGGAUGUUCCCUAGAUCUAGAACUCCAUGAACCCUCAAGGGCCGCUGAACUUAUCGUCACGGCGCCGAUCAUGCGCUCGGUCUAUGGCCUGCGAGCCGCUUGGAGUGGAGACCAUGGAGGGUAAGUGGGUAUGAGCGUGGAUGGGUACUGGUUCUUGUUAUGGCGAGCUACCACUGGUGAUGUCUGUGACUGGGAGGGUCACUGGGGCUGGGACCCCAAGGACUGGGAAUUGGGCGGAGCUAUCAUCCUAUCCUGGGCCAGUUCCAGUUGGCGGGUUUCCUGCUGGGUCCUGUGGUCCGGCGGUUUCUGGACGAGAGAAGUACAGCUGUCAGGAAGUCAGGCUGGAAUCUGGGAGUUGCAAUAUCUUCACUACACUUGGCCUGCAGCGAGAUCAGAUUGCUAUGCUGGCUAUGGCAAUAACGCAAUAACAACAACAACUAUGUGCGGAGGGCGAGUCCAGACAGAGUAAGGGGACUAUUAGGUCCUCGAGUUGGCAACUGAAUGGGUCUUUGCGGUACACCCAAACUCUUCAAAUACUCGACAGAUUUUGCUGGACAAGCAAGUGCUCGUUGGUUCCUGCAUCCAGAUGGAAUCAGGCAAUAUGAUUCCGGAAUCAAGUGUCGUUUCGGAAAAGAAUCCAGCGAGCUCCCAUCCCAGCAUGGACUUGCAACUUGCUGUUCUUAGGCAUCUCCCUACGCCGAUAAUCAUCCUGUCUCCUCAUCGAACGGCUGUCUUCGCGAAUCUGGCGGCGGAACGAAUUCUAAAAUCUCCAGAUCCAAUACAAUCAACAGACAAGGGGAUAUUAGGACGUACACCGACAGACCUAGGGAUCCGAUUACUGUACAAUCAGGUGUGGGAUGCAGUCUUGAAUAGACUUGUAGGUAGCCAUCAAAAAGCAGUCGCCGAAGGAAACGAAGGUCUUAUCCACGAGAUUGAUGCGGUGGUGUCAACUCCGGGCCAGGGUCAUGCGGAAACACAUUACCGGAUCUUAUUGUCCAUUUUAGCGACCGAGGAUGGUCAGCAUUUCAUGCUCAGUUUGGAACGCCCUCCACAUAUCGAGAAGAGGACGAGCCCGAGGAGCGAAGACCGUACAUCAGCCCUGUUAGAUGUACCUAUCAUCACAGACCAAUCUGGACAAGCCGUGCUUGGUUCCUCAAGAGACAUUCCCAGUAUUAAAAGAGCCGUGUUCGACAGCUGUGAUGUUCCGGGCUUCAUUCUAACUUCAGACGAAAAGUUCUAUCUAGCGAACAAGAAAGCCAGAGAGGUACUAGGAGAUAUCAUGGGUGGAGCGGACGGGUGCGAUGGGCCAGGUCUUCGGGAAGGAAUGGCAGUCUGGGACGAAAAUUUCCAGAACCAAUUGAGAACUGAUGAUUUUCCUGGCCUGAGAAUGACUCGGACGCGGAAACCCUUCACAGGCUAUCGAUGUGGUUUCAUUCAUGCCAUUACCGGAGACAGGAUUUUGAUGAGCGUGGAUGGAGAGUGUCUCUACGACGAGUCCACGGAAGAAUUCAUCGGGGGAUUAUGCUGGUGCAGAGACCUUCAGGAGUAUUCAAACUUUCUUUCUAGUUCGCUGCAACGACGCUUGGAAAGCCAUGAGACUAUUUGCAAUCUGCUACCACAUCUAGUGUGGACAGCGACAAUUGAUGGUCUUUGCGAUUGGUUCUCAAAUAGGUGGUAUGAGUUCACAGGUCUGACCAAAGAGGAGUCAUUAGGGCACGGGUAUCAAGCAGCAAUUCAUCCGGACGAUCUACCCAGACUUUUGGAAAAGUGGGACAGAAGCACAGGGAAAGAAUGCGAUGUUGAGGUCCGUUAUCGUCGAAAUGAUGGGAUCUACAGGUGGAUGCUCGCACGCGCCUGGCCCCUUCGAGACGACAACGGAAAGAUCUUGAAGUGGUACGGGACGAAUACCGAUAUCCAUAAUAUUGUUAUGGCCAGAAACGAAGCUGCAAGGAACAAACUUGAAAUACUCACAGUACUUGCCCAUGCAGAGGUCAAUUUGUUCUCGAUCAACAAAGACAGAAUAAUAACUAUGGCCGAAGGCUGUAUGCAUUGGGACGCUGAUACUAGUGUGUACGAUUUCAAUAACAAGUCCAGUCUCAUCGGUAAAGACGCCAUUACCGUCGCCCGGAGUACACAACCCGGAGGGGUCCCAGAUUAUGAGAGAAACAUUCUCAAUAUACUGGAUGGAAAGGUAGAGGUUGCCCAGUCCGAGGACCGCGUUGGUACCAGAGUCUAUCGAACCCGUGUUGUGGCCGAUCUUGAGCAUGAUACCGUUGACGGCGGCCAGAAGCCAGCUGUGAAGGGGGUUCUGGUAUUGAGUAUUGAUGUUACGGAUAUGAAAGCUCGGAAAGCACUGGAAUUGGACAAUAACCGUCUGAUAAUGGAAGAGCGGGUUGCCAAAGACUCGAACCAAUUGAAAAGCCAGUUUUUAGCAAACAUGUCACAUGAGAUGAGAACUCCCACCGCCGGUGUUAUCGGGAUGGUAGAAUUUUUGAGCGAUGACGUGACAUUGACGGAAGAACAACGAGAAUACGUCAGCAGCAUACACCUAUCUGCCAAGGCCCUUUUGGCUAUCGUCAACGAUAUUUUGGACUUCUCGAAGAUCGAAAGCGGGCGUCUGGAUAUCGAGAAGGUCCCAUUCAGUCUCACAUCCGUGGUUGGCGAGCUUUGCAAAUUGCUCGCCAUGUUUGCAAACCAGAAGGGCCUCGAGUUUGUGUUUAGCAAUCUCAUGGAUGAGGAUCUUGAGGUCAUUGGAGAUCCAGGACGGACGCGACAGAUCUUGUCGAAUCUUCUUACGAAUGCACUGAAGUUCACGAAAGAGGGAUCGGUGAAACUGACAAUGUCUUCCGCCUUGAGCGAACCUCGAGACGGUGAGGACGAUGUAGUCAAAGUCCAAUUCGUAGUUGAGGAUACAGGAAUCGGAAUUGAGCAGGUCGUUCUCGAUAAGCUAUUCAAGCCAUUCAGUCAAGGUGACUCGUCAACCGCUCGGUUGUAUGGUGGAACAGGUCUGGGGUUGACAAUCUCGAAGAAUCUUGCGACUUUGAUGCACGGGUCAAUAGAGUUGGAAUCAGAGCCGGAUAUUGGAAGCAAAGCGACAUUCACAUUACCUCUCAAGGUCUCCGCCCGGCAUUCACGACUCGACACGGAUUCAUCUUCUCCCGACCUUAGUUUCCGUCUGGCAUCACUGACCAAGAUUCCGUCCUGGAAUACACCUCUGGUCCACCGCUCUAUUAGCCAAGACUUACUAAACCAACAAAUAUCCAGCAGUGUUACAGACAGCUACCAACCACCGUCAGCACCACCAAUUCGAGACAGCUCAGCCGAAAGUACACUCGUCCCAACCUCGAAAAUGUCCCCCGAACAGAGAAGCAGCUUCCACGUUCUUGUUGUAGAGGACAACCCAAUCAACCAAACAAUAGCCAUCAAGAACAUCCGCAAGCUCGGCUUCCCCGUCACAGCUGUAUGGAACGGCCGCGAAGCUCUUUCCUACCUCCUUUCACCAUCUACAACCCAACCUCGCCCCUCUAUAAUCCUCAUGGAUGUACAAAUGCCUGUCAUGGAUGGUUACGAAGCUACACGCAUACUCCGCACUGGUAUUGAAUACGCUCGUGAAGAAGACGAAGGAGUCGUCAUGGCUAUGUCUGAGGGGGGUAACACACUUGAACCUGAUGCCUCGCGUGGUAAAGGGAAAGGCAAGACCCCGACUCCAGUCGACGAGUCCGAAGGAGAAGGUAGUAAGAAGCAGCGUGGUAAGCAACGCGAGACUGGUAGGGUGACGGACAGCAGAACGACGGAUUAUUUGAGGGAUAUUCCGGUGAUCGCUAUGACGGCUUCGGCUAUACAAGGGGAUGAGGAGAAAUGCCAUGAUGCGGGCAUGGAUGAUUAUCUUGCCAAGCCUGUCGAGAAAGCCAGGCUGGAAGAAAUGCUGGUGAAGUGGGCGGGGAGGAAGAGAAACUCUCGAGCGGGGUAA
Messenger RNA from Cadophora gregata, 4161 nucleotides. RefSeq lists its product as uncharacterized. NCBI's taxonomy places the organism in Eukaryota, Fungi, Ascomycota, Leotiomycetes, Helotiales, Ploettnerulaceae. The transcript has 8 exons. Gene Ontology annotation, biological process: phosphorelay signal transduction system; phosphorylation. Gene Ontology annotation, molecular function: protein binding; phosphorelay sensor kinase activity. The record is from RefSeq and is a predicted model, not a curated record. The coding region runs from base 778 to 4161 and encodes 1127 amino acids.